AGAGGAAAAUCCAAGAAUUACAUACAUGUGUUGUAUAUUUAUGAAGGAGAAGGAAUUUUCAGGACCUCUUACAUUAUUACUACUCACUAACCCCACCCCACCUCCAUCUUCACAUAUAUGAUUCCAGCUUCCACUAUAAAUAUAUAGAUACAUAAGCAAGACAGCAUAUAUAUAUAUAUAUAUACAUAUAUAUAUUCACACAGAUACACCUCACACUGUGUGGAAAAGAUUGAAGAGAAUGGGGAGAGGGAGAGUGGAGUUGAAGAGAAUAGAGAACAAGAUCAACAGACAGGUGACUUUUUCAAAGAGGAGAAAUGGGCUGCUCAAGAAAGCAUAUGAACUGUCUGUGCUUUGUGAUGCUGAGGUUGCCCUUAUCAUCUUCUCCAGCAGGGGCAAACUCUAUGAGUUUGGCAGUGCUAGCAUGACAAAGACCCUUGAGCGCUACCAGCGUUGCUGCUUUAAUCCUCAAGACAACAGUGCUGAAAGAGAGACACAGAGCUGGUACCAAGAGGUCUCCAAAUUGAAGGCUAAAUAUGAAUCCCUCCAAAGGACUCAAAGGCAUUUGCUGGGAGAAGAUCUUGGACCUCUGAGUGUGAAGGAGUUGCAGAAUCUUGAAAAACAACUGGAAGGAGCUCUUGCUCAGGCCAGGCAAAGGAAGACACAGAUUUUGAUGGAACAAAUGGAAGAGCUCCGCAGAAAGGAGCGCGAACUUGGAGACAUGAACAAGCAGCUCAAGAUCAAGGUUUCCCUGGAAAUGUCAUCGCUGGAGACAGAAGGAGAAGGGCUGCGAGCCAUUCCAUGCCCAUGGAACCCUGGUUCCUCGUCUGGAACCAAUAGCUUUCCGGUCCACGUACAACCUUCCAAUCCAAUGGAAAUUGAACCGGAACCUGUGCUGCAAAUAGGGUACCAUCACUACAACCUUGGAGAAGGGACAUCAUCAGUUCCAAGAAGGAUGGCUGUUGAGAGUAAUAUCUUCCAAGGGUGGACACUUUGAUCUCAUCUCAUAUUUCAAUUUGAAUCCUAUCAUCAUUGUCAUGUUUACAUAUAUAUAUGUUUCCAUCUUGAAUGAUUGAAAGGGCCUUUGUCUUUGUCUU
Messenger RNA from Sesamum indicum (sesame), 1094 nucleotides. RefSeq names its product agamous-like MADS-box protein MADS3. Gene Ontology annotation, cellular component: nucleus. NCBI's taxonomy places the organism in Eukaryota, Viridiplantae, Streptophyta, Magnoliopsida, Lamiales, Pedaliaceae. Gene Ontology annotation, biological process: positive regulation of transcription by RNA polymerase II. Gene Ontology annotation, molecular function: DNA-binding transcription factor activity; protein dimerization activity; RNA polymerase II transcription regulatory region sequence-specific DNA binding. The record is from RefSeq and is a predicted model, not a curated record.